UUCGGAAAAUAUGGAAAAGAGAAUCGACCAGCUUGAAAAAGACAUCAAUGAGGUCUUCCAAUGGAAGAGCGCUAUUCUUCCAAUAGUACAACUUGUCAAUUCCAACCAACAAGACUUUUCAGAAGUAUUAAAAUAAUGAAAUAUAUGGAACCAUAGUUGCAAGAUAUGACCUAGACAGACUUCCAGCCUCAGUUGAGACCUUGGAGAAAUAAGACAGGCAGAUUGGCCGGAUCAGUUGAUUUUAUCAAUAUUGAACUUGAGAAGAAAGCUACCCUCAGUGAUUUUGUAGACUUCAAAGAAAGAAUCACAAAUUAUUACUUGCCAAGAGCAGAGGCAGAGGAAUUUGCUACCCAAACCACUGUCUUAAGACUUGACGAUAAAGUUCAUUCAUUCAAAGCAGAUUAUCUUUCUCGUAAAGAAUUUAGUGACAGGAUGAUAGAAUUUAGAAACCAAAGUGAGAAACUAUACUGCUCUAAGAGUAUUAUUUCUCAAGAUAUAAAUCGAAUAAUGACGAAUCUCCCAAAACUUGAUAAUGAGAUCAAGAAUCUCUCUGAGAAAAGUGAAAAAUUAAAUACAUCUGUUCUCAAUCAAAAAGACACUUUGAAGAAGAUAAACCAAGAGUUGAGUUCAAAACUGGAUAUCAGCUACAAAGUGGAGGUUGACGAAAAUCUUGCAAAAUUUUGAAAGUACCAGCACAUAAAAGAUCUCAAAACAGAAGUGAAUCGUUCCAUCUCUAAAUUUAAGGAAAAUAUUCAAAAAUUCAAGACCUAUAUCACUGGCUUUGCAAAGGAUAUCAAGAACAGUAAGGAGAUCAUCCAAAGAUUUGACGAACUUAUCUGUGAUAAAGCAUCAAAAUUUGAACUUAAGAAUUCAGUCGCCUCCAUAGAAAACCUGAGUAAAGAAAUACAGAAAAUCCAGACUACUGUGGAUGAAGAUCAAACUUCAGAGGAAAUCCAGGAGAUUUACUCCCAAUUAAAGACUCUUAAGAACGAAGCAUCUGGUUUUCAGUCUUCAAUAGCUACAAAAUUCGACUCUUCAGUGGAGUCCUUCUCACUUCAAUUAGAACAAAAUAUGAUGAAAUUUAUUGAUGAGAAUUGAGUGACUCACAAGAUAGUUGAGAAUAUAAAAGAUAGUAUCUCCCUCAAAGCUGACGAGAAGAAGUCAAGUAAGGUUACCAAGACUUUGCUGAAGCAAAUCAGCAUGCUCAGUGUCAUUUUGGUAGAGAAACUCAGAAUAGAGUCCAUUGAGAAAGAAGAAUCAGAAAUUUCUAAAAAUAAGAAGCAGCAAUAUCUACUGAAGCAGUCUAUUUCUCUGCAAAGAUGGAUAGAUCAGUUUCAGAAUUUUGAAAAUGGCAAUAUAAGUCAAUUCGUCAGAGGAAAGCAUAACAUAACUUCUUUAUCAAUGGCUCCUAAAGGACUUGAAGAAUUAAAAAUGGCAGUUGAUGGAGAGAUUGAUAAUGUAACUGCGAGCUUCGCAUCGAAGAUUAAGUCUAGGUCCAAAUCAAAAGUCUCUAGUCCAAGAGAUGAAAAUAAUUCAAAGAAUGAUAGAUUGUUUAUCUCUUCAAUCACUCCUAACAUGGAUAGAAAACAUGGUACUUAUUUUGGCAACAGAGCUAUUUCAAAGAGAUUUAGUAUUGGUGAAGAAGACUCAUAUUACCCUAAAAUCUCUCAAAGAGAGCUGAUGAACAAAAGUGAAAGUGGUACUUCAAUGUACAUAAGUCGUAAGAAAAGGAUAGCAACUACAGAUACUAUAAAAACUUCUUUUCAGAAAAUUAAACAGGUGAUAAAGAAGAAGCCACAGUUGAACAUAACUUUAAACAAAAUGUAUUAUAGCCAUGACAAAGACAGUGCCACUCGUAUAAACUGAUAACUGAGCUUAAAAGCUAAAUUUCAACA
This is a messenger RNA of Moneuplotes crassus, 1895 nucleotides long. NCBI's taxonomy places the organism in Eukaryota, Ciliophora, Spirotrichea, Euplotida, Euplotidae. The record is from the annotation of a GenBank genome assembly.